UGCACUGUGGGUGCUCAGACAUCCACAUCGCAGUUAGAUCUGCAGUCGCAAUCCCCACCGGGCAGCUAUCAUUCCCCCAUGCUGUCGACGCCAUCGGCCACAACGACAUCCACCAGGCAGCAGCCGGACAAGGAGAGCAGCGGCGACCAGCCGUACUUUGAUUUCGAACGGAAGAUCGAAGCACCGAACCCGCCCAAGAAGAUGCCACGUGCCACUAACCGUGCUCGCAAACUGAACUUCCAUACUGAGGCCGAAGCACCCACCACCUAUCGCUCCUUCCACAAGGAUCUCGACCAGGAUAUAACCAUCACCAAAAUGGGCUACCUGUUGAGCAAUAUUCGGGCCAAGCGGGAGGCGAGUGACGAGCGCGCCGUGCGAACCUUUCGGGAUUCUUCACGCGUUGAGGCAAUCGAGCGUCAAAAGGAGAGCUUCGAUUGCAUUGACGGGCCACAUAGCUUGAGCGCAACAUCGGCCACAACUCAAUAUAAACGUGAUACGACAUAUGCGGCAACCACUCAAUGUCCACGUGAUACGGCAUCUGCAGCAACCUCGCAAUAUCCACGGGACACGACAUUUGUGAGAUCUACUCAAUCCAAACAUGACACGACAUUUGUAGUACCUACUCGGCAUCAGCGUGAUCUCGAUUGCGAACCCAUUUAUUCAGAGAUCGAAGAGGAUUGCUUGCGUAUAAGGGGCAGUCCGCAGUACGAGGUCAGGACUGCAGUGGAACGGCAUCCCAGCGAUGCCCAAACUUCAAGCUCCACGGCGACUGGGAGUGAGUCGACAGCGGCUGUCUCUGACUUGAGUGUGCCUGCUGAUCUGACAAUACUCUAUGCAAGGGUGCAGAAGCCACAGAAGAAGCCUCAGCCGAGUCUGCCUCCAGUAAAUCUGAGUGCCCAGCCGGUGGCAUUGGGGCAGUGUCUGCAAGAGUCCCUGAAGAGUGGCAGCUUCUUUAAGUUCAUGCCACUGCCUGAUGAGCCUAGUAGCGAAUGUUCCCGCUCUGAGUCCACAAGCCAAACCACAGAUUCGUCGGUGAUUCGCAAGCCAAAACCGACAUCCCCACCCAUGCACCAGUCGCUAAACAAUAUAAACGAAAGGAACUCGCCACCAAAGAAAAACCGAAACCUGUCGAGGUCCGAGCUCUCCCUGCAGCGCAGCCAGAUCUUCCUGGACAAUCUCUGCCGCAGCGAGCUUGUACUCGAUCAGGAGGAGCAGGUCAACACUCGCCUUGAAAAUAUUCCAAAUACCUGCCUCAGAGCCAGUAGCCCCCGCAAUGAGGAUGCUGUCUCCUACGACAUGCCCGAGGGACUGUACGAUGAUUACGCCAUUGAGGAUGCCAGCGCCGGCAGUUCCUUUGCCACCAACGAUUACGGAUCGUGCCAGAUUGAGCCGCCGCCGCCUCCGUCAGAGAACCAGAGCACACCAAAAAAGAAAAGCCAACGAUAUACAACUAAGCCACCGAGCAAUCUCAGCAUCGACAUCAACGAUGCCACACAGUCGCAAGCGCGUCCAUUUGGCCACAAUCUCAGCCACAGCUGCCCGACGACUCUACAACAGCCGGCUAAACCAUCCGCCCAGCUGGCCCCCAACAGCAGCAGUCUGGGGGAGGUGGCCCAAUCGCUACCCAGCCCCACUGACAGCCAGCUGAUGUCGGUGAGCGCUCUGGCCCGCUAUCGCCUCCUAAAGGAUGCCCUGCGGCGCUCUUACCGGAAAGGCAAGGACUUCUUUCUGGCGGAGAAGCAUCGACUGACCCACAGCCUUAAUAUGUCCCGCGAUCAGUCCAACCAGACCGACGGGGAGCUGGACAGCAGCACCUACUACGCCAGCUUCAAUCUCGACUGCCUGCUCAAUGAGUCGCUAACCACCAGCGAGCAGCUGGCGCAGGCUGUCAGCAUUUGUCGGAAAAUGCCCGAGCUGGAGAUCUCCAACGAAAUGGUGGAGGCAGAGCGCCUUUUGCUAUUCUCAACCCUGCGACAAAGCUCUCCCGCUGAUCCUUGCCAGGCCAGCGAUGCCGUUCUGGCUGCCAGGCGUCAGGCGCAGUGCGUCCUAAUCGAUGCCAUGAAGCUGCCAGUGAGAUCAGAUGCCAGUCAGGACAUGUUCUUCAAUUACCAUUACAUUUGCACGUACGAGUUCGAGGGACGCAUUUGCUCCACUCAAUCGGUGGAGUGCCAGAAUGGCGUUGCCCUGUUCCGUGACUGCGGACUGGAGUUCUACAGCGCCGGCCCGGUGGAGGCGAUGGAGUUGCGCUGUCAAAUAUUUAUGUUUCGGCUGCGCAAGAUCUCCACGCUGUCGCUGGAGUCAGCCAAGACAGUGAAACGCGGUACCAGCAAUCUGUGUUCGUCCACAUCCAGUUGCUCCGGCAGCUCCGCGGGUGAGCGAAUAGUAUCCCGGUUUCGCCUACAUGCCUCCUUCUGUUUGCGUGCCAUUGAUUUGGCUCCAUUCGAGCUGUUGGCCAGCGAGACGCAGGCCAGUGAUCGGAUUUGCUUGCGAAGCUCACGAUCCUGGCAGCUACCAUUGACUACCCACACAAAAUCGACCAAUCUGGCGCCCGAAAUAUCCGUGACGGGGCGUGUGGAGGUUCGUUUGCCCAAGUCACAUUACUCUGGCUACUUGAAUGUGGAGGAUCCGCAGAGGAAGCACCACUGGAAUCGACGCUGGUGCACCCUCGACUGUGUACAGCUGUCCGUGUGGCAGCACGAAGACGAUCUCAGUGAGCAGCCGCCCCUUUUCUCACUGCAGCUGCAGGGAUGCCCGCAAGCCUCGAUAGCUGUGGCGCCGCUAGAGCUGUGUGCUCGUGCCCGGUGUUUUCUCUUACGGGAGAAGGAAGCAGCCUUGGGAUUCUUUUUUGCAGCCGACACUCAGCCGGAGCUAGACGAAUGGCUAUUGCAUCUGAACGAAUCACUGUCUUUCGCCAAGCGUUGGCUGGUCGCACCUUGAGGGAUACACUAUUUUAAUCUAUAAUUUAAGUGUGUGUUUAUGUUUUCUAUUUAUAUUUUGCAGUCUUAAAUUGUAAACUACCUUCUGGGAUAGGAUAAAAUAUGUUGAGAACAUUUGUUCUACUUAUGCUGGUCAAAGGAGAGUUUGCUCCCCAUCCACCGACUUACCAUUCCGGUAACAUUCCGCCAUCGCUGCCUUUUCUGGGGAAUAUACUCGUAGUCUCUAUCUUUAAAUCGCCUGUUUAUGGGGCGGUAGUGU
Molecule: messenger RNA, 3195 nt
Organism: Drosophila miranda
Lineage: Eukaryota; Metazoa; Arthropoda; Insecta; Diptera; Drosophilidae
Exons: 5
Coding region: 79-2937 (952 amino acids)
Biological process (GO): actomyosin contractile ring assembly; mitotic cytokinesis; septin ring organization
Cellular component (GO): actomyosin contractile ring
Source: RefSeq, a predicted model, not a curated record